Messenger RNA from Entamoeba invadens IP1, 867 nucleotides. RefSeq lists its product as hypothetical. Bases 1 to 867 code for a protein of 288 amino acids. Gene Ontology annotation, molecular function: cysteine-type deubiquitinase activity. The record is from RefSeq and is a predicted model, not a curated record. Gene Ontology annotation, biological process: protein deubiquitination. The transcript is spliced from 2 exons. NCBI's taxonomy places the organism in Eukaryota, Evosea, Mastigamoebida, Endamoebidae.
AUGGAGGUGAUUAAACGACGAGUUCCCCCAAUUGGAUUAUUCAAUAAAACAUGUAACGGAUGUUACGUGAACAGUGUCAUUCAGUUCAUUAUGAGCUCAUCUGUUAUUGUCGAUCAACUGUUUUGUUCACAGCCCAAAAACGAAGUGGUGCAAAGAGUGAAACUCUUGUGCUACGACUUGUGUAACAGUGGAUAUGACACGGUGGACACGUUCUACUUUUUAGAUAACUACGAACCUAAUACAGGAGAUCCAAAUGAAUUUUUAAUGAUGGUCUUGUUUGAGUUGGGAGAAUGUAAGGUGACUCUAAAGAAGGAUAUCAAAGCGGUGUGCAAGAAAUGUGGGAAAGAGUAUGCAAUGAAGUCCUGUGAGAACUACUGGACGUUAAAUAAUAUGGAGAACGAACACGAUUUGGAAGUUAUCAUUCAGAGACAUAGCGAUGUGAUGUGGUGUUGCGAAGAAGAUCAACCUUGUGAAGUGACAUAUCAGGCAAUUCCCGAGACGAUUGUGUUUUUGGUGAACAACAUUUGUGAGAACAAUGGACAAUUGAAGAAGAUAGAGAAGAGUGUUUCACAGAACCGAGUGAUUAAUAUUAAAGGAGUGGAAUACAGUCUUAUAGCAAUGAUAAGCCACAUUGGGUGGGAAUUGGUUGGUCACUGUAGAUGUUACACAAACACUGAAUUGGGAUGGUUCUGUGCUGAUGAUACCAACGUGUACAAAUGGAAUGGGUGUCUGAACGAAGGUGAACAUGAAGUCAUAGUCGCUAUGUUAUAUCAAAAAACUGGUACUAUUGAUCCAAAACUCUGUGUGGAUGGAUUGAGUAUUACAGAAGACUAUUUCAAUUUCUUAAAUCAGAAAAAAGGUAAUUGA